Molecule: messenger RNA, 573 nt
Organism: Ceratina calcarata
Lineage: Eukaryota; Metazoa; Arthropoda; Insecta; Hymenoptera; Apidae
Exons: 4
Coding region: 1-573 (190 amino acids)
Source: RefSeq, a predicted model, not a curated record
AUGUCCAAUUCCUGUGAAUUUUUCGGGACGGAGUACAGUCGCAGUUAUACGAAGCACAAGCUGAAACCGACAGAACUUAUCCGUCAAAAGAAUUAUUUCGAGGAGCACUUGGAAGAAGGAGAAAUCGACCCGUACACGGCAUCGAUUCCUAGUCGAUUGGACGAAGCUGCUCAACAGUUGGUUUACAAGCAUAUACUUGAUAAUCUACGAUCCGUUUAUCAAAUCUCCUACAAGCAUCCUCGAGGCGACCGCGACGAGAAGGAGACAGAGGAGAAGGAUCUACAAAGCGAAUUGCUAGCGUACAUUAACCAUUUAUACUUUAAUCCUCACAAUGAAAAGGUGCUCGCACCUCCGAUAACUGCAAAACGAAUGCUUGGCUACAUGAGGCACAAAUUUCUACACGGAGAUUUGUCGAUGUACCAAGAUACUUUCGGUCGCACAGGAGCGACGGUAAUGUUACAAGAACACGAGAAGAAGAAAAAGGCGAGCGAAAUAGCGGGAACAUUGAAGAAUACACACGGAUUUAAAAUUAAAAGACACGAACUUUGCGUAGACAUGAAUUUCGAAGAUUAG